This is a messenger RNA of Lycium barbarum (goji berry), 2356 nucleotides long. RefSeq lists its product as uncharacterized. Gene Ontology annotation, biological process: meristem development; meristem maintenance. The transcript has a single exon. NCBI's taxonomy places the organism in Eukaryota, Viridiplantae, Streptophyta, Magnoliopsida, Solanales, Solanaceae. Bases 130 to 2187 code for a protein of 685 amino acids. The record is from RefSeq and is a predicted model, not a curated record.
UGAAUUGGGUAUAUAGUUUGUCAUAGUAUAACAUUCUUGAAACCCUGAUACAAAAGUUGAUAUAACAAAAAAAAAACACGAGAGCUAAGAGGAAAGGAAAAAAUUAAACAUUAAUACUGAUCCUCAACAAUGGUUGAUUCCCAAGAAAAUGCACUCAUGGAAGAAAGAGAAGAGCUCAUGGUUUCACCUGUUGAUGAUGAAGUAAAACCUAUUUUUAGACUAGCCCAUUUUUUGAAACCAACAAUACCCUCUGCCCAAAAGGUCCCAUUUCUCCCUUCAAGACCCAAUAUUCAAGAACUGAAAAUCAGUUCUUGUUAUUCUUCACUAAAGGUCAAGUUUAGGGGUGGGGUUAUGCAUAUGAAAGGAUGGUCUCAAUGGGUUGAUAAGUUAAAGCCUUUAUAUCAAGAUACAUGGAAAAAAGCGGGAAUCUUUGAAGCGAUUACAGGUUCCACAUUCAAGAUUUAUAUGCACCAUGAUCUGAUUUAUGCUCUUGCUGAGAGAUGGUGCUUGCAGACUAACACAUUCAUUUUACCAUGGGGAGAAGCAACUGUUACUUUGGAGGAUAUGGUAGUUUUGGGUGGUUUCUCUGUUUUAGGCCACUCUGUCUUCAACCCUUUGAAAACCAAAGAGUCUGAUGAAAUUGUUAAAACUCUUACGGAGUGUUAUAAUGUUAUUAGAAAAGAUAAGGUGAAUGUUUAUCACCAUGCCUGGAUGGAAUAUUUUGCCGGAAAAGGUGGUGACCAUUUGGAGCAUGUUGCAUUUUUGACCCUUUGGUUGUCCAAGUAUGUGUUCCCUUCUAAAGGUUUUCAGAAAGUGCAACCAGAUCUUAUCCCUAUUGCAAUUCAUCUUUCUCAAGGCAACUCAAUGGCACUUGCCCCUGCUGUUCUUGCUACCAUUUAUAGGGAUUUAAACUUGCUUAAACAGUUGAUUGUAUCUUCAUCUAAGCAGACUGAACAAAGUAAUAAUUUUAGAUGUAUAGAAGAUGAGUCGGAUCUUAUCCUCCGUGCUCCUCUUAAUUUUGUUCAGCUAUGGGCAUGGGAGAGAUUUCCCAAUUUGCAGCCUAAGUCUAGUAUUUUCAUCAACUCUGGGGAGCCAAGAGUAGCUAGAUGGCAUAAGGUGAAAAAACUAAACUGUGUGGAUCCUAGGAGUGAAGUAGAUUCUGCAGCAGAAUGUUUUCUGUGGCGUCCUUACGCUAUUGAUACUGUGAAGAAUUGGGACAUCAACAAAUUUUACAAGGAAAGGGAGGAAUAUGUGGAGGUUGGACAACAGAUGGGAAGUGAAAUCUUGAUUUUUGCUCGACUUAUUCGAGCUUCUGAACUAGUUGGGAUGGAUUGUGUAGAGCUGUAUAACCCUCAUAGAGUAUCGAUGCAAUUUGGAUUCGAUCAAGAUGUGCCCGGUUGUGUGAAUUAUGCAUGGAGAAAUUAUGACAGACCAAUUCAAGAUGCCAAGCUCUAUAUACCUUCUAGGCUCAUCGAGUCAGAUGUCAGCAGCCGAUACUUGGAAUGGUGGAAGAACCAAAACAUUAAAUUUUUGCAGAAAUGCGAUGAGGUUAGGAAAGAUGGUAGUAGUUUUCAGGAUUGUGAAAUGAGAGUUGUAGAAUCAUCAGAUGAUGAUGACAAUAUACCAAUUUCGGAAUCUUUACGCAGGAUGAAGCUCAUGAAGAAAGAAAUUACUGUACCUGCUAAUCAAGAACCUCUACGUAGAACCCAAAGCAAAUCUUCUUCAGCUUCGAAUGAUGGAACUGCCAGAGAAAAGGAGACUCUAACGGAAUCAAAACCAUUAAGCAAAAAACUUGAUAGUUCAAAUGGAAAAUCAGAGGGAUUAAAUGGAGAUGAGCCAUAUGUAGUUAAAGAAAUGGUGCAACUAGAGAGCAAGGACAACAAUGGCAAAGGUAGCUGUAAGCUCAACUUGCCUGAUGAUUUAGAACUUGCAAGUGACGGUCCAAAUGCAAAUCAGAGUGAUGGUAGAUAUGCAGAAUUUUCGAGCAAAGCUUCUGUGGAAGCACCUAAGGUACCUGCAAAAGGUUGUACCAGCAUAACUGAAGGAAGUAUGGAGAUGGGAAACACUAACAACCAUGAGAAAGCGAAUAGUAGAUAUGAAAUUACUGAUAUUCUGAAACUUGAGAUGAGGAUUAGAAACCUUGAAAACAUCAAUUCUGGAAAGGUUCCAAGAUUCAGGACAAGGUGAAAACAAGAUAAAGCUAAACUAUAGUGCUGAUGCUUCUCUGACUAAGUUUUAUUUUUGUGUUCAAGAAGUUGUGUAGUUCUUCUCUAUAGCCUAGUGCUUGAAGACAUUUAGAUAGUGUUACUGUCUCAUUCUUCUCUUGCUAAGACAAUUUUAUUGAACUAGUGGAAUG